CCCUCUGUGCCCGGGGACCACCUGCCCACACCUGUCCAUCCCUGUGGUCGCUGGGCGGCACAGCCACGCCCGCGGGCAGCUCUGGCGCAGGCGCAGCUCACCCUACCGCAGGCAGGGGGCGUCAACAUGGCGGAGGAGUAACAGCGGCGUCUGCUCCCAUCAUAACAACGCCAGCUGCAGCAGCAGUCAUCCCGUUACCCGGCGACAGUGACCCGCUACAGCCCUGCCCGGUGGCCCGGCCACGGAAGGCGUUGGAUGUGCGGCUGGCAGGCAGGUGGUGCACUGAGAGUGAUGGAGGGGGUCUCCGCCAGGAUCCAUACCCCGGGGACCGUGGAUUAGCCAGCCAGCCUGCUCUCACCCGCUGGUGUUCCUCUCCCCGCAUCUCUGACUGUCUCGGGUGAUCGCUGUGACCGCUACCCAGAGGGUGUAGAGAGCGGCUGCCCGGCAUCCCCCCCCCCCCCUCCCCCCGCUGUGCCAGUGGCGGAGAGAUGGCAAGUGACAAGCCGCUGGUGGGGGCCGGCUGCCCGGACAGGGAUCCCCCGGGUGGCUCGGGUUCCAUGGUGCUGCCGGGCGGGGUGAUCAACCCGUCCGUGCCCAUCCGCAACAUGAGGAUGAAAUUCGCCGUCCUCAUCGGGCUCAUCCAGGUCGGGGAGGUCAGUAACCGGGACAUCGUGGAGACCGUGCUCAACCUGCUGGUCGGUGGAGAGUUUGAUCUGGAGAUGAAUUUUAUCAUUCAAGAUGCAGAGAGUAUUACCUGCAUGUCGGAGCUGCUGGAGCACUGUGACGUUACAUGCCAGGCUGAGAUCUGGAGCAUGUUUACAGCCAUUCUACGGAAGAGUGUCCGGAACCUGCAGACCAGCACUGAGGUCGGCCUCAUUGAGCAAGUGCUGCUGAAGAUGAGCUCUGUAGAUGAUAUGAUUGCAGAUCUUCUGGUUGACAUGUUGGGAGUGCUUGCCAGCUACAGCAUCACAGUCAAGGAGCUGAAGCUUCUGUUCAGCAUGCUGCGGGGAGAGAAUGGGAUCUGGCCGAGGCAUGCGGUUAAAUUGUUAUCAGUCCUCAAUCAGAUGCCACAGAGACACGGGCCUGACACGUUCUUCAAUUUCCCAGGACGGAGUGCGGCAGCUAUUGCACUGCCUCCUAUUGCCAAGUGGCCUUAUCAAAAUGGUUUCACUCUGAACACGUGGUUUCGUAUGGAUCCAUUAAACAAUAUAAAUGUUGACAAGGAUAAACCUUACCUCUAUUGUUUCCGCACCAGUAAAGGUGUUGGUUAUUCUGCACACUUUGUGGGUAACUGUUUGAUAGUCACUUCCCUGAAAUCUAAAGGAAAAGGUUUCCAGCACUGUGUGAAGUACGACUUCCAGCCGCGCAAGUGGUACAUGAUCAGCAUAGUACACAUCUAUAACCGCUGGAGAAACAGUGAAAUCCGCUGCUAUGUAAAUGGACAGCUCGUAUCUUAUGGGGACAUGGCCUGGCAUGUCAACACGAACGAUAGUUAUGACAAAUGCUUCCUCGGCUCAUCAGAAACCGCUGAUGCAAACAGAGUAUUCUGUGGUCAGCUCGGAGCAGUAUACGUCUUCAUAGAGGCUUUAAAUCCCGCUCAGAUCUUUGCCAUACACCAGCUUGGACCGGGUUAUAAGAGUACAUUUAAAUUUAAAUCUGAGAGUGAUAUUCACCUGGCUGAGCACCACAAGCAGGUUCUGUAUGAUGGAAAACUAGCAAGCAGUAUAGCAUUUACUUACAACGCAAAGGCCACGGACGCCCAGCUCUGCCUUGAAUCGUCACCAAAGGAAAAUCCUUCUAUAUUUGUGCAUUCACCCCAUGCAUUAAUGCUACAGGAUGUAAAAGCUAUUGUAACGCACUCAAUACACAGUGCAAUCCAUUCAAUCGGGGGCAUCCAGGUUCUCUUUCCGCUAUUUGCACAGCUAGACAAUCGGCAGCUGAACGACAGUCAGGUGGAAACCACGGUUUGUGCGACCCUCCUGGCUUUCCUGGUGGAGCUGCUGAAGAGCUCGGUGGCCAUGCAGGAGCAGAUGCUCGGGGGAAAAGGCUUCUUAGUCAUUGGCUACCUUUUGGAAAAGUCCUCCCGGGUUCACAUAACUAGAGCCGUGUUGGAACAGUUUCUGUCAUUCGCAAAGUACCUGGACGGAUUGUCUCAUGGGGCACCUUUACUUAAGCAGCUUUGUGAUCACAUCCUCUUCAACCCUGCCAUCUGGAUACACACUCCAGCAAAGGUGCAGCUUUCACUGUACACCUAUUUAUCGGCUGAAUUUAUCGGCACUGCCACGAUAUACACCACCAUCCGUAGGGUGGGAACAGUAUUACAGCUCAUGCACACUCUGAAAUAUUACUACUGGGUUGUAAAUCCUACAGACAGUAGCGGGAUUAAUCCCAAAGGCCUUGAUGGCUCCCGACCGUCUCAAAAGGAAAUCAUUUCAUUACGUGCGUUUAUGUUACUUUUCCUGAAACAGUUGAUUCUUAAGGAUCGAGGGGUGAAGGAAGACGAGCUUCAGAGCAUUUUAAAUUACCUGCUGACAAUGCAUGAGGAUGAGAAUAUUCAUGAUGUUCUGCAGCUGUUGGUGGCUCUAAUGUCUGAACAUCCCGCUUCAAUGAUACCUGCAUUUGAUCAGAGGAAUGGAAUACGGGUCAUUUAUAAAUUGCUAGCUUCUAAAAGCGAAAGUAUCCGUGUGCAAGCACUGAAAGUCCUUGGGUAUUUUCUAAAGCACCUUGGCCACAAACGGAAAGUGGAAAUCAUGCACACGCACAGUCUUUUCACGCUGCUUGGAGAGAGGCUGAUGCUCCAUACCAACACCGUGACCGUCACAACAUACAACACGCUGUAUGAGAUACUCACAGAGCAGGUUUGCACACAAGUGGUCCACAAGCCUCAUCCAGAGCCAGAUUCAACUGUGAAAAUUCAGAAUCCCAUGAUUCUGAAGGUAGUCGCCACACUGCUAAAGAACUCCACUCCUAGUUCUGACCUGAUGGAAGUGAGACGCCUGUUCCUGUCUGACAUGAUCAAGCUUUUCAGCAACAGUCGGGAGAAUCGAAGGUGCCUCCUGCAGUGCUCCGUGUGGCAGGACUGGAUGUUCUCUCUUGGAUACAUCAAUCCCAAGAAUUCUGAGGAGCAGAAGAUCACAGAGAUGGUUUACAACAUUUUCCGGAUACUUCUGUAUCAUGCCAUCAAGUAUGAAUGGGGAGGCUGGAGAGUCUGGGUGGACACGCUCUCUAUAGCUCACUCUAAGGUCACUUAUGAAGCUCAUAAGGAAUAUUUGGCAAAAAUGUAUGAAGAGUAUCAAAGACAGGAGGAGGAGAACAUCAAGAAGGGCAAGAAGGGGAAUGUGAGCACCAUCUCUGGACUUUCAUCCCAAGCGGUGGCAGCUAAAGGCGGGCUGGAAAUCCGAGAAAUCGAGGACCUCUCACAGAGCCAGAGUCCGGAAAGUGAGACCGAUUACCCGGUCAAUUCAGACACCAGAGAUUUGCUGAUCGCAACUAAAAUUUCUGAUGAUACAAUCACCAUCACCGAUAGGCCAUCAGGUGGGGUACGGGUGGAGGUGCAUGACCUGUUAGUGGACAUCAAAGCAGAGAAGGUUGAAGCCACGGAGGUCAAACUUGAUGAUUUGGAUUUGUCACCAGAAACACUAGUCAGUGGGGAAAACGGUGCUCUUGUUGAAGUAGAGUCCUUAUUGGAUAACGUCUACAGUGCAGCUGUAGAGAAACUACAAAACAAUGUUCACGACAGUGUUGGUAUUAUAAAAGAGAAUGAAGAAAAAGAUGGCCCUCUAAUUACAUUAGCGGACGAGAAAGACCAAACCACUUCUAACAAUACCUCAUUUCUUUUUGAUAAAAUGACGCAUUCAGAUGACAAACUGUUGCCAGAACUGACUAGUGGUAACCACAUAACCAUAGGCAAUGUCCAGGAUGCUCAUGUCCAUAUCGGUGUUAAUGAUGACCUUGGCCUGCUAGCUCACAUGACCGGCAGUGUUGACCUAACUUGUGCGGCAGCUGUACUUGCAGACAAGGAUUUUAAAAUUCAUACAACGGCUGAUAGUUUGAGCAGCAUUUCUGAUAGAGAGUUGGCUUCAUCCUCUAAAAGUCUAGAAUAUGCUCAAAUGACUGCGACCACUCUGGAAACUGAAUCUUCUGCUAGCAAAUCCAUAGCAAAUAUGGAUGCCAGUAGUACAGUGUCUGAUACAGAGAGGUCCGAUGAUGGGCGCGACCUCGGGAAAGAAAUCAAGAAAAUUCAAACCACUACAACCACAACACAGGCUGUCCAAGGUCGCUCAAUGAGCCAACAAGAACGGGACUUGCGUGUUGACUUGGGAUUCCGUGGCAUGCCGAUGACUGAGGAACAGCGCCGUCAGUUCAGCCCUGGUCCGCGUACCACUAUGUUCCGCAUUCCUGAGUUUAAGUGGUCCCCAAUGCACCAGCGUCUCCUCACAGAUCUGCUCUUUGCUUUAGAGACUGAUGUGCAUGUUUGGAGAAGUCAUUCAACAAAAUCAGUCAUGGACUUUGUCAAUAGCAACGAAAACAUUAUCUUUGUUCACAACACCAUCCACCUGAUCUCACAGAUGGUCGACAAUAUCAUUAUUGCUUGUGGAGGGAUAUUGCCUUUAUUGUCUGCCGCCACAUCUCCAACUGGUUCUAAGGUUAGUAUAACUGAUACUGAGCUGGAGAACAUUGAAGUGACACAGGGUAUGUCAUCGGAGACAGCAGUGACUUUCCUCAGCCGGCUCAUGGCCAUGGUCGACGUCCUGGUUUUUGCCAGCUCUCUGAAUUUCAGUGAGAUUGAAGCAGAGAAAAACAUGUCUUCUGGUGGCCUAAUGCGACAGUGCCUGAGGCUUGUUUGCUGUGUAGCUGUACGAAACUGCUUGGAGUGCCGGCAGCGACAGCGCGAGCGGGUUACUAAGCCCAUGGCCAGCAGUAAGAUCCAGGACAACCUACAGAGUAUACCAGCUUCUAACCCCACAAAGACCACUGUAGACAGCGUUCCCAGUAACCUUUCGCCAAUAAAGGACCCUGAUCGACUUCUCCAAGAUGUUGAUAUUAAUCGUCUGCGGGCCGUCGUGUUUCGUGAUGUGGAUGACAGUAAACAAGCUCAGUUCCUCGCCCUGGCAGUCGUGUACUUCAUAUCUGUAUUAAUGGUGUCUAAAUACCGUGAUAUACUGGAACCUCAGCGGGAGACUGCGCGUUCCGCAAGCCAGACUGCUCGUAACAUCAGACAGGAAAUUAACUCUCCAACGAGUACAGACACACCGGCCCUGUUUCCAGACAUCAAAGAGAAGGAAACCCCAACGCCGAUCGAAGAACUUCACUUACAGAGCUCCAUUCCUCACACCGACUCCGGCAUUGGAGAAGAACACAUCAGCAGCAUAUUAAACGGAACUGAUCUAGAUACCAGUAUAAGCCCAGACUUUAUGGGGGAGUUACUGUCUACGCUAUCUGAUGUGAAGAAGUCACAGGAAAGUCUGACCGAGAGCCCAAGUGAAUUGCUGAAACCAACUCCCUCCAUAUCUAGCAUCAGCCAAAGCAAAGGCAUCAAUGUCAAGGAGAUCCUCAAAAGCCUGGUGGCUGCUCCCUUUGAAAUGGCAGAGGCUGGGCCUGACCCCGUACCCUACCCUGAUCCUGCACUAAAAAGGGAAGCCCAAGUCAUUCUUCCCAUGCAGUUUCAUUCAUUUGACAGAAGUGUGGUGGUGCCUGUGAAGAAGCCUCCACCUGGUAGUUUAGCUGUGAACACAGUCGGAGCUGCUAGCGGUGGCAGCCUAACCCCAAGCACAACACCAAAUAUAUUUGCUGCUACUGGAGCAACACCCAAAAGUAUGAUCAAUACAACAGGUGCAGUGGAUUCGGCCUCCUCCUCUUCCUCCUCCUCGUCUAGUUUUGUAAAUGGUGCUACAAGCAAGAACCUACCAGCCGUGCAGACUGUGGCUCCAAUGCCUGAGGACUCUGCAGAAAGCAUGAGGAAAAGGAGAAACUCUGAGUUUCCCUCCAGCAUAUUGCAAGUGGGACACGGGGAAAGCGACCCGGUCCAGCACGGCAAUAUCACUGCCAAAUUAGAGAGAGCACUGGAAAAGGUUGCUCCUCUCCUGCGUGAAAUCUUUGUUGAUUUUGCCCCUUUCCUGUCACGGACGUUGCUUGGAAGUCAUGGACAAGAGCUGUUGAUUGAAGGCCUUGUGUGCAUGAAGUCCAGUACAUCCGUGGUGGAGCUGGUAAUGCUGCUUUGCUCUCAGGAAUGGCAAAACUCUAUUCAGAAGAACGCUGGUCUGGCCUUUAUUGAGCUCAUCAAUGAAGGAAGACUCUUGUGCCACGCCAUGAAGGAUCACAUAGUGCGGGUUGCCAAUGAGGCCGAAUUUAUUCUGAACAGACAGAGAGCGGAGGAUGUGCACAAGCAUGCAGAGUUUGAGUCACAAUGUGCACAGUAUGCUGCUGAUAGGAGGGAGGAAGAGAAAAUGUGUGACCAUCUAAUCAGUGCUGCCAAACACAGAGACCAUGUGACAGCCAAUCAGCUGAAGCAGAAGAUUCUGAACAUCCUGACCAAUAAGCAUGGGGCAUGGGGAGCCAUAUCUCAGAGCCAACUUCAUGAUUUCUGGAGACUGGAUUACUGGGAAGACGACCUCCGCCGGAGAAGACGUUUCGUACGCAACGCUUUUGGUUCAACUCACUCAGAUGCCCGGUUAAAAUCUGCCAUUGAAUAUGGCACAGAGGAAGAUGUCAUGAAAUCAAAGAAGACUUUCCGAAGCCAGGCUGCAGUUAAUCAAAAUGCCGAAACGGAACUAAUGCUGGAAGGAGAUGAUGAUGCCGUUAGUCUGCUGCAAGAGAAGGAGAUUGACAACCUCGCAGGCCCUGUUGUCCUGAGCACCCCUGCCCAGCUCAUUGCGCCCAUCGUGGUGGCAAAGGGCACCCUCUCCAUUACCACCACUGAAAUCUACUUUGAGGUGGAUGAGGAAGACCCGAGCUUCAAGAAGAUCGACCCCAAAGUUCUUGCUUAUACUGAAGGCCUACAUGGAAAAUGGAUGUUCAGCGAGAUCCGAGCAGUUUUCUCCAGACGGUACCUUUUGCAGAACACAGCUCUGGAAGUGUUCAUGGCAAACCGCACGUCGGUUAUGUUUAAUUUUCCUGAUCAAGCCACCGUAAAGAAAGUUGUGUACAGUCUACCUCGCGUUGGAGUGGGCACCAGCUAUGGAUUGCCACAAGCCAGGAGAAUAUCUCUGGCUACACCCAGGCAGCUAUUUAAAUCCUCUAACAUGACUCAGCGUUGGCAGCGACGGGAGAUUUCUAACUUCGAAUACUUGAUGUUUCUUAAUACCAUAGCAGGGCGCACAUAUAACGAUUUGAAUCAGUAUCCUGUUUUUCCAUGGGUGUUAACAAAUUACGAAUCUGAGGAGUUGGAUUUAACUUUACCAGGAAACUUCAGGGACCUUUCAAAGCCUAUUGGUGCUUUGAAUCCAAAGAGAGCAGUGUUUUAUGCAGAGCGCUAUGAGACGUGGGAAGACGACCAGACACCGCCCUACCACUAUAACACACAUUACUCUGCCUCCACCUAUACGCUGUGCUGGCUCGUUCGCAUCGAACCCUUCACCACAUUUUUCCUCAAUGCUAAUGAGAGCAAGUUUGAUCAUCCAGACCGAACGUUUUCCGCUGUGGCGAGAUCAUGGAGGAACAGCCAAAGAGACACAUCCGAUGUAAAGGAGCUAAUCCCAGAGUUCUACUAUCUACCAGAGAUGUUUGUCAACAGUAAUGCAUAUAACUUCGGUGUGAGGGAUGAUGGUAAUGCGGUAAAUGAAGUAGACCUCCCACCGUGGGCAAAAAAUCCUGAAGAUUUUGUUCGGAUCAACAGAAUGGCGCUAGAAAGUGAAUUUGUUUCGUGCCAGUUACAUCAGUGGAUAGACCUGAUAUUUGGCUAUAAGCAGCGAGGCCCGGAAGCAGUGCGUGCGUUGAACGUCUUUCAUUACCUGACAUAUGAAGGCUCUGUGAACUUGGACGGUGUAACAGACCCUGUGUUACGAGAGAUCCCAGAAGCGUACUUUAUAAGAGACCCCCACACUUUCCUCCUUACUGGGGAUUUUAUAAAGGCCAUGGAGGCACAGAUACAGAAUUUUGGACAGACGCCAUCUCAGUUGCUUAUUGAGCCACAUCCGCCUCGAAGCUCAGCCAUGCACCUGUGUUUCCUUCCACAGAGUCCCCUUAUGUUUAAAGAUCAGAUGCAGCAGGAUGUUAUAAUGGUGCUGAAGUUUCCGUCAAACUCACCAGUCACACAUGUUGCAGCGAAUACUCUCCCGCACCUAACUGUCCCUGCAGUGGUGACUGUCACAUGUAGCAGGCUGUUUGCAGUGAAUAGGUGGCACAACACUGUGGGUCUGAGAGGAGCACCAGGGUACUCGCUGGACCAAGCCCACCAUCUUCCUAUUGAGAUGGACUCGUUAAUUGCCAAUAACUCUGGAGUCACCAAACGCCAGAUCACAGAUCUUGUGGAUCAGAGCAUCCAGAUCAACGCGCAUUGUUUUGUGGUGACUGCGGAUAAUCGCUACAUCCUCAUCUGUGGCUUCUGGGACAAAAGCUUCAGGGUAUACUCAACAGAGACAGGAAAACUAACUCAGAUUGUGUUUGGACACUGGGAUGUAGUCACCUGUCUGGCCAGGUCAGAGUCCUACAUUGGUGGCGAUUGCUAUAUAGUGUCAGGGUCACGUGACGCCACCCUGCUUCUCUGGUACUGGAGUGGGAGACACCAUAUCAUAGGAGACAAUCCAAAUAACAGUGAUUACCCUGCUCCAAGAGCAGUUCUUACAGGCCAUGACCAUGAGGUGGUCUGUGUGUCAGUGUGUGCAGAACUGGGUCUCGUCAUCAGCGGAGCUAAAGAAGGUCCAUGUUUGGUUCAUACCAUUACUGGGGAUCUGCUCAGAGCUCUGGAGGGGCCGGACAAUUGCUUGUACCCACGUCUGAUUUCAGUUUCCAGUGAGGGCCAUUGUAUUAUAUACUACGAGAGAGGACGAUUUUGUAACUUCAGCAUUAAUGGCAAACUCCUUGGUCAGAUGGAGAUCAGCGAUUCAACCAGGGCCAUCCUUCUGAGCAGUGAUGGGCAGAACCUCGUGACUGGUGGAGAUAAUGGUGUUGUAGAAGUCUGGCAGGCUUGUGAUUUUAAGCAGCUCUAUAUUUACCCUGGCUGUGAUGCUGGAAUAAGGGCAAUGGAUUUGUCACAUGAUCAGAGGACCUUGAUAACUGGCAUGGCUUCUGGUAGCAUUGUAGCUUUUAAUAUAGAUUUUAAUCGGUGGCAUUAUGAACAUCAGAACAGAUACUAAAGUUGACUGAAGUGCUGAAUGCCAAGUGUCACGCUGAGAGCACAAGCGCUGCAGUUAAAAGACGUUUGUCGUCUCUGGUGGAAGAGAAAGUUGCAUUGAGCUCCGUUGUACAUUCCAUUACACCCAGCAAUAGCUGUACAUUGUAGUCAGCCAACCACUUUACAUUGUGUGUUUUUCCACAACUGAACACCAGCUGCUAAAGGCAAAAUUCUGAGGAAUAGAAGGCGUCUCCGAAAUUGUUUCAACUUUAUUUAUUUCUGAAAAGUAGGACGCACUACAAAGAGACAUUCAGUCAUUCUGAAGACAUUUGUGUCCGGCUGCUACGGUGUUUAGUCCACAAACCUUACAUCCCAUUUCCAGCCUCUUUUCAAGCUGUGAAAAAAAGAAGAAAAAAAAAUAGAAAAGAAAAAAAUAUACAAAAAAAAUAUAUGUUUGAUACUUUGUACAUCAGAUGCACAUCUUUACAUUUAAAAGGGAUACUUUUGUAAAAGUAAAACCUUGUACAAAGAACAAAAAAGUUUCAUAGUUUUAUCGUGAAGCUAUAAACGUGCUUGUACACCUGACCUCCUGAUGGGUCAGGUAUAUCCGAGAAACAAAAGGAUGCAGCUUGUAUUAAAAGGUUGAAUAUGGUUUAUCCAAUCCUUUUAACAUUUACACCAAAAUAUGCUUUGCACUUUUUUUUUUUCUUUUUCUUUUUUUUUUAAUUUUACCCCAAGUGAAAGCCCAUAAACCGUUAAAACCUAGGGAUAUGAAGCCAUGGUUUGCCAUAUAUCUCUCAUAAGAUACAUAUUUUCUGUAGGUUUUUUUGUUUAUUAUCAUUACGAAGGAGAGAUGAGGCAAAAUAUAUACAUAUAUAUAUAUAUAUAUAUAUACACACACCUUGGUAUUUCCUGAGUCUUACAUUUCACAGUGCCGAGCUUUUUGAUUUUUCUUUUUAAAUAAUCAAGUAAUUCAAAACCCUCUACCAUACUUGCGUAAGAGGUUAAAAAAGACAGAGACUCAUGUAUGUGAUUUUAUUUUUUAAUAUAUUGCUUAGGCUUUUAUUAAAAAAAAAAUGAUAAUAAAUAAAUAAAACCUAAUUGGUGUUAAUUUAUCAAGUUGUGGUAGUGGCUUCAUCUAGAGCCAUAAAUACUGCAGUGAUGGCUGGCAAAAUAUUUUCCUGCACAUUGUAAUGACAAAAGGACACACCCAGGGGUAAAUACACUUGUUUCUUCUUUGUAUAUUUAGUGACUGUAUUGUCAUAGAUGUACAUAUUGUGUCGGUAGGGAUAUGAGGCAUGUAACCAGGAAUGUCAUUUUCUCAGAAUUUACACUCACUCGCAGUCAUUUAUUUAAAAAUAUAAAAAAAAGUCAAACAAAAACUGAUAAUUUGUAUUGGCACUUUGCACCAGAAACAUAUCAUUAUUUAUUGAUGUGAUUAAUUAUUUGUUCUCCACCUUGUAUUAGUAAGUUUUACCACUGAGUUUCUUCUACAUUGUUGUUUGUAUUUUAAAACAAAAAAAGAAAAGGAAAGGAAAAUAGAUGAUUCCAAUACAUUUGCGGAGUCAGAGUAAAUAUUAAGUUAUUCAUCACCAGUCUGUAAGCAAUAUCUUGAGUUGUAGCUUAGAAUAGGAGGAUAUUGAACACUUGGAAGGCGAGUUCAUUUCAUCUUGAAAUCAUGGUGAAAUAUUUUGGAUAUAUCAAUUCCUUGAGCUAUUGUAACCAUGUUUUAUUGCAAAGAUGUAAAAUAUGCCAGAUGUGUUCAGUUGGAAAUAAAAAAAUAAUAAAAAAAAAUGAAAAAUAAAAAAAUGAAAAAUAAAAUAUGCAAACAA
Messenger RNA from Pseudophryne corroboree (corroboree frog), 11103 nucleotides. RefSeq names its product neurobeachin (gene NBEA). Gene Ontology annotation, biological process: intracellular protein localization. Bases 489 to 9293 code for a protein of 2934 amino acids. Lineage: Eukaryota; Metazoa; Chordata; Amphibia; Anura; Myobatrachidae. The transcript is spliced from 59 exons. Gene Ontology annotation, cellular component: cytosol; membrane. The record is from RefSeq and is a predicted model, not a curated record. Gene Ontology annotation, molecular function: protein kinase binding.